GCCGCUCUGGAGGCCAUGGUGCAGGAGCCGGGGCGGGCGGCGGGCGAAGGAAGGCCGGAGUCCAGCGCCGCUCCGCCGCUCUGUUCCUGCCCGUCCCCACCGGCACCGCCGGCUCGCUGCCCGCGGGGAUCUCGUCGCUUGUCCGAAACCGGUUCCGGGCUGCGGCGGAGCGAAAGCGCAAGCGCGGGGGGCCGGGGAAGGCUGCGGGCCGCCGCUUCCUUGCCUCACAUCGCCCGGGGGCGGGGUGCGGAGGAGGGCGGCGGCGCGGGGCGGCGGAGCAGCCCCUGCCUGCUUGUGGCGCUGCGGCCCCGCAAUGUGGAGGCGGAACGGGAGCGGUUCUUCCGCGCCAGCUUCGCCUACGACCCGCAGUUCGAAUACGCGGAGCCGCUGCCUGCCGCUGUUCUGGACAAGUACGGGUCCGCCUCCGAUCGCUUCGUGACUCAGGCCCUCAGGAUCAUUCAGGCUGUCCUGAAGAAGUAUGGCACCUACGAGAGCUUCGAAGUGGCCACGGGUGGGAGGCUGCUGAGCAAGUGCCAGAUCUGGUCCAUCAUCCGCAAGUACCUGCAGAAGGAAGGCUGCUUGGGAGAGGUGGUGGUGCAGCUCACAGAUGACCUCCUGUCCCAGGCAGUGAUGAUGGUUGAGGACAGUCGCCCAACGCUGGCCAUCAACCUGGCUGGAGCCCGGCAGCACUGGCUGGAGGGGAUGCUGCGCCAUGAGAUAGGCACUCACUACAUCCGGGGGGUCAACAACACCCGGCAGCCCUGGCGCAGCUCGGAAGGCCGCAAGCAGUACCGGCUGAAGCCGGCGAACCCCACGGAGGAGGGCCUGGCGAGCCUGCACAGCGUCCUGUUCCGCAGGCAGCCGUUCCUGUGGCGCGCAGCGCUGCUGUACAUCACGGCGGAGCGCGCCGGGCGCCUCUCCUUCUCCGCCCUCUUCCGCGACCUCGAGCAGUUCGUGCAGGACGCCGCCGUGCGCUGGGAGUACUGCGUGCGGGCCAAGCGCGGACAGACGGACACCUCCCGCCCAGGCUGUUUCAGCAAGGACCAGGUGUACCUGGAUGGUAUCCUGCACAUCCUGCGUCAUCGGCAGACCAUCGACUUCCCGCUGCUGGCUGCGCUUGGAAAGGUCUCCUACGAAGAUGUGAACCGGCUGAAGGAGUUUGGUGUGCUGGAGAAGGCCAGGAUCCCCCACUUCAUGCAGGACCUGCAGCGCUACAUGAAGCAGCUGGACCACAUCCUGGCCACCAACGGCCUCGACGAGGAGGAGCUGGAGCAGCUGCUGCCCGACUGAGCCACAGCCUCCCACUGCCCUGAGGCUCCACCUGGUGCUGGAUGCUUACCAGGGUGGAGCCUGGAGGAGUGGGCAGAACCUGGGCUCCCAGGCAGCUGCUGUGCAUGUGGUGCUGGGGGGGGGCAGGGUGCUUGUCUUGAUGUGACCCCCCCAGCUUUGGGGACAGCCGAGCCGCUCCACGUGGCUCUGAGGAGCAGCAGAAAAGGGUCCAGGGGGAACAAGGGCAGAGCUGGGCUGACCUCCUGGUCCCCUGAUGGGCACAAGGCUGUGCUUGGUGGCUGUGCUUGGAGGGGAAUGUCCUUGGGGUACCAGGACACUCCCAGCAGUGUGGGGAGCACCUGCUCUGGGCCAGCAGCCAGGGCUGGGGGCUCUGGGCUUUGCCUGGUCGAGAAUAAGAGCUGGCCCACCCCUCACCCCCACGCUGUUUCCCACUCCCUAACCUUUCCCUCAUGUCCCCCCUAGCAGCAGGAAGGAUCUGAACCCCCAAUCUCUGCUCUCCCCCUCCCCAUGAUCGUUCUGCACC
Molecule: messenger RNA, 1813 nt
Organism: Dryobates pubescens (Downy woodpecker)
Lineage: Eukaryota; Metazoa; Chordata; Aves; Piciformes; Picidae
Gene: MATCAP1
Product: microtubule associated tyrosine carboxypeptidase 1
Exons: 6
Coding region: 16-1290 (424 amino acids)
Source: RefSeq, a predicted model, not a curated record